AUGACAUUAACCUUAUUCACAAACAUGAACCGCAUUGACACACUUCUCAAUGCACCAAACACCAAUACCAAACACAACAAAAGAUGGCACAAUGCUUUCAUCACUAUCUAUUGUUCUAGAGCUUUCACCAAAAAACCUAAAAUCACACCCACAGCAUCUUUCACUGUCAUUGAUUUCAAUUCACCACACUCUUUUACCAUUGAUCAACAAACUCUCAUUGAUAUUGUCAAAGACAAAAACAUUGAAACCCUUCAUACACAUUCGGGAGGAGUUCAAGGUAUUGCUUCAUCUCUCAAAACCAAUACCGACUUUGGUAUUAAUGAUGGUUUUGAAAACAUUGCACUCAGAAAACAAGUGUUUGGUUCCAACACAUACAAUAAACCACCUUCUAGAACUUUCUUCCAUUUUGUUCUUGAAGCAUUUAAGGAUGUCACAAUUCUGAUCCUUUUGGUUUGUGCUACUCUUUCACUUGCCUUUGGCAUCAAGGAACAUGGAAUCAAAGAAGGUUGGUAUGACGGUGGUAGCAUUUUUCUAGCUGUUUUCAUUGUUAUUUCAAUGUCAUCCAUAAGCAACUUCAAACAAAACAAACAGUUUGAUAAAUUGUCUCAAGUUAGCAGUGAUAUUCAAAUUGAUUUGGUUCGAAGUGGUCGUCGACAAAAGGUGUCCAUCUUUGAGAUUGUUGUUGGUGAUAUUGUUUGUUUGAAGAUUGGCGAUCAAGUACCGGCCGACGGAUUGUUUGUAGAUGGACAUUCACUCAGAGUGGAUGAAUCCAGCAUGACCGGUGAGAGCGAUCAUGUAGAGAUCAGUAAACACCAUCAUCCUUUUUUGUUUUCCGGAACAAAAGUUGCUGAUGGAUAUGGAAAAAUGCUAGUUACAUCGGUCGGUAUGAACACAACAUGGGGACAGAUGAUGAGUUCUAUAAGCAAUGACAAUGAUGAAGAAACACCUUUGCAGGCAAGGUUGAAUAAGCUAACAUCAUCCAUCGGAAAGGGUGGUUUGGCUGUCGCGUUUUUAGUCCUUGUUGUAUUGCUGAUUCGAUAUUUCACCGGGAACACAGAGACUGAUAACGGAGUUCGUGAAUUUAACGGAAGAAAGACUAGUUUUGAUGAAGUGAUGAAUGCAGUAAUCGGAAUUAUUUCUGAUGCUGUCACUAUUGUUGUCGUUGCUAUCCCAGAGGGUUUGCCAUUAGCUGUGACUUUGACUCUUGCUUAUUCUAUGAAGAAAAUGAUGGCGGAUCAAGCUAUGGUCAGAAAACUUUCUGCAUGUGAGACUAUGGGAUCUGCAACGACUAUUUGCACCGAUAAAACAGGUACACUCACUUUGAAUCAGAUGAAGGUGACGAAAUUUUGGCUUGGUCUAGAACCAUUGGAAGAGGGUGCAUAUUCAAAUGUUGAUCCAUUUGUUCUUCAAUUGAUCAAAGAAGGAGUUGCUCAUAAUACAACUGGUGGUGUUCAAGAAUCUAAAGCAGACUCUGAUUCAAAAUUUGAGUUUUCUGGUAGUCCAACAGAAAAGGCAAUAUUAUCUUGGGCUGUUUUGGAGUUGAAUAUGGAGAUGGAAACUUUGACAAAAAGUUGUUCUAUUCUUCAAGUUGAGACUUUUAACUCAAAGAAGAAAAGGAGUGGAGUUUUGUUGAGAAGAAAUAUUGACAACAAAGUUAAUGCACAUUGGAAAGGAGCAGCAGAGAUGGUACUAAGAAUGUGUUCAAAAUACUAUGAUAGUUAUGGUGUUGUGAAAUAUCUUGACAAAGAAACCAUAUCAAAAUUCGAAAGCAUUAUUCAAGGUAUGGCAGCUAGUAGUCUUCGUUGUAUUGCUUUCGCGUAUGCAGAAGUUGAUGCUCAAGGGCUAGGAGAUGAUGGAGAAAACAGCGAGAUAGUGGUAAAAGACAAUGGUUUAACAUUGUUAGGACUUGUCGGUAUUAAGGAUCCGUGUCGUCCUGGGGUGAAGACUGCGGUGGAAGCUUGCCAACAUGCUGGUGUGAAUGUAAAAAUGAUUACAGGUGACAAUAUUUUCACUGCAAAAGCUAUAGCAUUUGAGUGCGGAAUUCUUCAAGCUAAUCAAGACACAGAUGAAACCGUGGUUGAAGGCGAGCAAUUUCGCAACUUCACACACGAAGAAAGGUUAGAGAAAGUUGAAAAAAUAUGUGUGAUGGCAAGAUCAUCUCCAUUUGACAAACUUCUAAUGGUUCAAUGCUUAAAAGAAAAAGGGCAUGUAGUUGCUGUAACAGGAGACGGUACAAAUGAUGCACCGGCAUUGAAAGAAGCUGAUAUUGGACUUUCAAUGGGAAUUCAAGGUACAGAAGUUGCAAAAGAGAGUUCAGAUAUAGUUAUAUUAGAUGACAAUUUCGCAUCUAUAGUAACAGUUUUGAAUUGGGGAAGAUGUGUUUACAACAACAUCCAAAAAUUCAUUCAAUUUCAAUUAACAGUGAAUGUAGCUGCACUUGUUAUCAAUUUUGUAGCAGCAGUUUCAGCAGGUGAAGUUCCAUUAACAGCAGUUCAAUUAUUAUGGGUCAAUUUGAUUAUGGAUACAUUAGGUGCUUUGGCUCUUGCAACAGAAAAACCUACAAAGGAAUUAAUGGAUCAAAAACCUGUUGGUAGAACAAAGCCUCUUAUAACUAACAUUAUGUGGAGGAAUCUUCUGUCACAAGCAAUCUACCAAAUAAUAGUUUUAUUGACUCUACAAUUUAAAGGUGAAACUAUUUUUGGUGUGACAUCAAAGGUGAAUGACACAUUGAUUUUUAAUACAUUUGUUCUGUGUCAAGUGUUUAAUGAGUUCAAUGCAAGGAAGUUGGAGAAGAAGAAUGUGUUUGAAGGAAUAUUUAGAAGCAAAUUGUUUAUGGGAAUAGUUGGUGUGACAUUGGUGCUUCAAGUAGUGAUGGUUGAGUUUUUGAAGAAAUUUGCUGAUACAGAGAGAUUGAAUUGGAGAGAAUGGAUUAUUUGUGUCGGUCUUGCUUCUGCUUCUUGGCCAAUUGGUUUUGUUGUGAAGCUGAUACCUGUCUCUGAUAAACCAUUACUGGAUUUUCUGAGUUUGAAGAAGAGAUUAUGA
Messenger RNA from Lathyrus sativus (Indian pea), 3042 nucleotides. The record is from the annotation of a GenBank genome assembly. NCBI's taxonomy places the organism in Eukaryota, Viridiplantae, Streptophyta, Magnoliopsida, Fabales, Fabaceae.